AUGGAUUGUCUCACAUCCUCCGACGAGGGUCUCAUGGCUUGGGUCCCUGCCAUUGGAAAGGGUUGGCAACUGCAGACCGCGAAUCCGAGGCGGAGUCUGUACCGCUCAGCGAAGCUGCUUUCAGAUCUCCGCUUCUUUAAGUUCCUGGUGUGGCCUGCGGACCAGGUGUCCCCUGGUCUGAGGGACAGGCUACACUUCCUAUUAUCCGUCCUCUACCAUCUCAGCCUCCUUCAAAUUCACCAAUCCCGUUCAUCAUGGCAUCGAGCUCGCUCUCAGGCGCAGACGAUGGCCUUUGUCAUACCGCCGCUGUCGCCUUCGGUUCCCCAAGCCACCUGCCUGCUGGGUAUCCUUCGGCUGCGGAAUGCCUGA
Messenger RNA from Aspergillus calidoustus, 369 nucleotides. Lineage: Eukaryota; Fungi; Ascomycota; Eurotiomycetes; Eurotiales; Aspergillaceae. The record is from the annotation of a GenBank genome assembly.